AUGAAGUUCGGACACACGUUCCAAGAGGCAUUGGCCAAAGAGCGCUACCCUCAGCACUGGGUUGAAAAGGCCAUCCCCUACCGCCAGCUCAAGAAGAUCUUGGGAAAAGUUCGUGAGGAGCUUCAUAAAAAUGGCUACGAUCCCGAUACUCUCCGCCAGCUGCUCGCUGACCACAAAGCCGAGUAUCAUCUUGAGCCGGACGACGCUCAUCUGCUUCACCCUAAGCUGAUCGUGCGCUCCGGAGUUCGUACUCUUCCUGCCCCAGAAAACGCUAAGGAAGAGGUGAAGGAGGGCGAGUCUGUGUCCGAGGCGAUCCCACCGGCAGUGGAUAGCCUCAAUUCCUCUUCUUCCGAGCAUCCCCAGGCAUCCCGCUCCCUGCAGCAGGUCGACGAGGAUGGAUGGAUCAAGAUUCCCAUGGACGCGGAUGAGAGGUUCUUCAACCUUUUGUCAUCAGAUGUCAACGAACUGGAUGUGCUGCAGACUCAAGAGCAGCAGUCAAUGACCUUGAAGAUCCACGACCUAGGGGCAGAGAUAUCCCAGGUUGCAAAGCCUCGUAAGGGCCUAGUAAAUUUGUCCAAAUCGGACCUCUACCGUUGGCGUGAAAUCUUCGAGAUCUAUCUUGCUGCCGAAGUCUUCUUUUCGACUAGCGAGCAGCAUGGGGGGCUUCGCAACAGCGAGAAGGCCCGACAGCAGCUUAUUUGGUUCCAGGAAGAGGUUAAUAAGAGACAACUUCCUCAAAGAUUCAAAAUCGAAUCCAGCGCCAUCGCUUACAUGCAUUUUCUGAAUUUGAACGCUACGCUCCUGCAAAAUCUUCAGUUUCAGGAACUUAACCAGACAGCCGUCACAAAGAUCAUCAAGAAAUUCGACAAGCGCACUUCGCUCGGGGUCAAGCAAGUUUUCCCAAAGCUCAUGUAUACGGCACAUUUCAUUUCAGAGUCUGUCUCCAAAGAUAUCUGCGCUCAACUGAGCCGGGAGGUUAUUAAUUUGGUUCCACAAGUCGUGGAUUACUCAUGCACAAUUUGCAUGUCUAUUUGCUGGAUUCCCGUCCGUCUGGACUGUGAUCAUGUAUUCUGCAUCCGCUGCAUGAUUAAGAUGCAGAAUCAGAACAAACGCUUUUGCCCUCUAUGUCGUGCUGAUGUGAUUCAGCGUGCGAACGAGAAUCACAUCGAUGACGAGAUGGUGCGCUUCCUGGAGCGUUGGUUUCCAAAGGAAACCAAAGAAAAGCAAGCAUGGAAUGAACUGGAACGGCGCAAGGAGUUGCUGGGUGAGGCUCUCGUCCGAGAAGAUGCUCCCCCCUGCAUCGUCAUGUGA
This is a messenger RNA of Thermochaetoides thermophila DSM 1495, 1311 nucleotides long. RefSeq lists its product as uncharacterized. The record is from RefSeq and is a predicted model, not a curated record. Bases 1 to 1311 code for a protein of 436 amino acids. Lineage: Eukaryota; Fungi; Ascomycota; Sordariomycetes; Sordariales; Chaetomiaceae. Gene Ontology annotation, molecular function: metal ion binding. The transcript is spliced from 4 exons.